Molecule: messenger RNA, 2646 nt
Organism: Morus notabilis
Lineage: Eukaryota; Viridiplantae; Streptophyta; Magnoliopsida; Rosales; Moraceae
Product: G-type lectin S-receptor-like serine/threonine-protein kinase At4g27290
Exons: 7
Coding region: 108-2552 (814 amino acids)
Biological process (GO): protein phosphorylation; recognition of pollen
Molecular function (GO): protein serine/threonine kinase activity; ATP binding
Source: RefSeq, a predicted model, not a curated record
AAAAAAAAAAAGGAACAGAGGAGAAGGGAGACCAAGAAAAGCCUUUUCUCUCAAUAUCUCGUCGUACUCUAAUUCGGUUUCAUAUAAACUAUACGUAAUCAUUGAAGAUGGUUGUAAUCAUAUUCUUCUUCUCUCUUAUUAUCUGCUUCCACAAUUUUUUAGCAGCUGAUGACAUCUUAAAACCAAAUCAAACACUCCUAGACACCGACCAAACUCUGGUCUCCGCCGGUGAAAAGUUCGAGUUAGGCUUUUUCAGCCCACCGAAUUCCAAGAACCGCUAUGUAGGAAUAUGGUUCAAGAAUGUAGCAGACCUCACUGCCGUCUGGGUCGCCAACAGAGAUGGCCCACUCACAGACUCUUCAGGUGUUCUUAAACUCACGGAAACCGGAAAUAUAGUAAUCAUCGACAACAAAACAGAGGACCUCAUAUGGUCCUCAAAUUCAUCAGCAAAAGAUCCAAAUUUGCAGCUCUUAAGCACAGGAAACCUCGUGGUUAAAGAUGGCAGUAACGGAAACUAUACAUGGCAGAGUUUCGACCAUCCAUACGAUUCGCUCAUAGCGGGUAUGAAGCUGGGUUGGGACUUUAUAACGGGUCAAAGUUGGAAGCUAACCUCCUGGAACAGCCUCCAAGAUCCAUCCACAGGAAGUUUCACGUACGAAGUAGAUCCUCACGGGCUUCCUCAGGUACUUUUGCGCAGAGGCAUAGAUAUCGUGUACAGAAAUGGGCCUUGGGAUGGUGUCCAAUCAGGCGCAGAUCCGCCCCUCCAAGAUGUCCCGAUCUUUGAACCCAACUAUGUUGCCAACGGAACCCACGUGUACUUUACCUUCGACAACGUGGACAAUUCCACGGUUACCAGGUUCUGGUUAAAUCCAUCGGGGUCUCCUGAGCAAUUCCGGUGGAACCAUGCCAACGGCAAGUGGGUUAGCACCUACUCGGUGCAGAGAGACGAUUGCGACACAUUUGAGCGUUGUGGUCCUAAUGGUUUUUGUGACAGCGGUAACACCCCGGUUUGCCAUUGCCCAACUGGGUUUGUUCCAAAAGUACCGGAAGACUGGGCUGCGAUGGAUUUCACCGGCGGAUGUGUGAUAAAGACACGCUUGAACUGUAGUGCAAGCGAGGGGUUCAAGAAGUUCUCACGGUUGAAAUUGCCGUAUGGUUCGGAGUUUACAGUGAACGGGACGGCGGUGAGGAAGGAGGACUGUGAGUUGAUUUGCAGGAGGAAUUGCUCGUGUGUGGCUUAUGCCGUGGCUCGGGUUGGUGGCUGUGUGGUGUGGUCUGGGGAGUUGAUUGAUGUUAGAAGUUUCAGCUCUGGUGGGCAAGAUCUGUACGUUAGAAUGGCUGCUUCUGAAUUUGUCACAAAAUCAGACAAUAGCAAAAAGAUUGCGGUGAUCAUGUCAAUAAUAUUGGGGUUUCUUCUAUUUUCUUUGGUGGGUGGAUAUCUCAUCUGUAAGAGAGCAUCCUGCUUCCUUACAAGCCAAGAGGAAUCAAUAUUUAAUUCAAACAAAGAUCAGGGUCCUCUUCUACUGGAGGAAGAUUUAGAGCUACCUUUAUUUGGCUUGGAUACUAUUUGCAAUGCUACUAAUAAUUUUUCCUCCACAAAUAAAGUCGGAGAGGGCGGUUUUGGUCCUGUUUACAAGGGUGUGUUCUCGACUGGACAAGAAAUAGCAGUGAAAAGGCUUUCAAAAGAUUCUGGACAAGGCUCUGUGGAGUUCAAAAAUGAAGUUAUCUUGAUUUCAAAAUUGCAGCACCGGAAUCUUGUUAGGCUAUUGGGAUUUUGUAUUCAUAGAGAAGAAAGAAUGUUGAUCUAUGAGUUCAUGCCUAAGAAGAGCUUAGACUUAUACAUUUUCAAUCAAACAAGGGAAACUGCUCUUGAUUGGAAGAAGCGCUUUGAUAUUAUAGUGGGGAUAGCUCGAGGACUUCUUUAUCUUCAUCGAGAUUCAAGAUUUAGAAUUAUUCAUAGAGAUCUUAAAGUUAGUAAUAUUCUCCUAGACAAUGAGACUAAUCCCAAGAUAUCGGACUUUGGCUUAGCAAGAAUAUUUGGAGGUGACCAGGCUCAAGUAAAUACUAAGAGAGUAGUUGGGACAUAUGGUUAUAUGUCUCCAGAAUACAUAAUAGAUGGGCACUUUUCGAUGAAAUCUGAUGUCUUUAGCUUUGGUGUCAUGGUUUUGGAGAUAGUGAGUGGAAAGAAGAACAGAGAAUUUAAACAUCCGCAUCAUAACCUCAAUCUUUUGGGACAUGCAUGGAAACUAUGGAAUGAAGGCAAGGCUAUAGAGCUCAUAGAUGUUUUAAUGGAGAAUGUUUCUGCCUCAGAAGUGUUGAGAUGUAUCCAAGUAGGAUUAUUGUGUGUUCAAAAGCGCCCUGAAGAUAGGCCGUUGAUGUCAUCCGUUCUUUUCAUGUUAGAUAGUGAAAAUGCUUCAGUGCCUCAACCUAAACUACCCGGAUUUUACACGGAAAGAACUUUUAUAGAGUCAGUUGAUUCUUCAUUGUCAUCAUUGAAAAAGCCAAAUCAUGUUUCGACUGACGUAACUGUUACGAUAUUACAAGGGAGAUAAAAAUAAAAAAGAAAAAGAAAAAGAAAAAAGAGGAAAGAAGAAGAUGAUUGAAUUGAUGCAAGGAAAAAGUCUUCGUUUCGUUGUUCUAAACCAA